Camellia sinensis is the source of this 1417-nucleotide messenger RNA. The record is from RefSeq and is a predicted model, not a curated record. Lineage: Eukaryota; Viridiplantae; Streptophyta; Magnoliopsida; Ericales; Theaceae.
AAGGGGCACAGAGAGGGAGAGAAGAGAGAAAACGAGAGAGAGAGAGAGAGAGAAAGUGCCGUAAUAUAUUUUGAGAAGGUUACAGUGGUAGAAGACGGUGGUGGCCGGCGGUGCGAUCGGGAAUGGAGUUGGAAGUGGACGAGACCGAGCUCAAAGCCGCCGGAGCUCAGCUUCUUCCGGAAGGACGCGUUGGACUCUUCAUACAUGGUUGGGAGAUCGAGUCUCGCAAGCGUCCCAUUCUCAACUCUCUCCACCUCCAACAGUGGGAGCAUAAGCUUCAAACAUCUCACUUUCCAGAGAUGGUUUUUGGGGACAGUUCUUUGGUUCUUAAACAUGUCAGUAGUGGCAUUAAGAUUCAUUUUAAUACAUUUGAUGCUCUAACUGCCUGGAAGCAGGAAGCAUUGCCACCAGUUGAAGUUCCUGCAGCUGCAAAAUGGAAAUUCAGAAGCCAACCCUUCCAGCAAUUGGAUUAUGACUAUACCUUUACAACACCAUAUUGUGGAAGUCAAACGAUUGAGAUAAAUGAAGAGCUUGCGAGACGAGCAACCUCUGAAGAUAACAACUGUGGUCUUUAUUGGGAGGACUGCAAAGAGCAAAUUGAUUUGGUUGCACUGGCAUCGAAAGAGCCCAUUCUCUUCUAUGAUGAGGUAAUCUUGUAUGAAGAUGAAUUGGCGGAUAGUGGUGUUUCACUUUUAACUGUAAAAGUGAGGGUAAUGCCAAACUCUUGGUUUCUUCUCUUGCGUUUUUGGCUUAGAGUUGAUGGGGUGCUUAUGAGAUUGAGGGCCACACGUAUGCGUUGUGUUUUUGCAAAUAGUGCAACCCCCAUUAUUCUUCGAGAAAGCUGUUGGAGGGAAGCCACAUUUAAAGCUUUGUCUGCAAAAGGAUACCCAUCUGAUUCUGCAGCAUAUAAUGAUCCAAGCAUCAUCAGCCAGAGGCUUCCCAUCAUCAUGCAUAAGUCCCAAAAGCUUAAAAUCCCUGGAAGAACAUUAAAUUCUUCAUUGCCGCUUCUAGUCUUAUUUGGAAGAACCACCUUCUAAGAUCUUGACUCUUUGAAGUUGUGCUCUUAACUCCUCCUAAGUUAAUUGAUGUUGUUGAUGGAAGCAUAAAUCAAAAACUAUUGAAGAUGGAUGAACAUAUUAGAGCCGGAGAUUCAAGUCAAGCUUGAGGUUGUCCAAUGGCUGCUCUGGUAGUAGCUGUGGAUCCAAAUGAAAGCUUCCAGGCCACAUCAAGUUCAUUUCCUCCUCCAUUGUGUGCGGCUCCCAUGGACUCACAAACCUGGUAUGAGUCUCAUUAAACCUUCCCACGAUUGUUGUUCCUGUGCCUCUACUUGGUUUGUGCACCAGUGAGUGAGGCCGGACACCAAGUGAUCGGGCCAUAUGAGCAUUGGCUGGGAAACCCAUCAUUGUCAUCAUGGUCU